GGUUCAAGUUUGGGGCUCGACUAAGAAUCUAAUGAAGAAUAUUCUUUGAAAAGAGCAAAAAUAUUUUCUGAAAGUUGCAACCAUAUCAGAUCCUAUACGUCAAUGCUUUUUGAGAGGUUUCUGAUCUGCAGCAAUGCCUGUUAGAAAUUUCAGAGACACACCGUCCUGUCAUGAAGAACUAUUUAAGUUUUAUUCUCAAAAAUUAAAUAGAAAAAGUGAUAUAUCAAGGUUCCUAUUUCCAGUUAGUGCAAAUUUCAUUUUGAAAUUCAAUCAAACACAGGAUCCAGCAGAGGAGAACAAAUUGUUGGAACAUGCUAGAAAAAACAUUCUCAGAUGUAAGAGAAAAUUGGGUCUCAAAACCUUGGGUUCCGGGAAGCAUGUUCAUCUUCCUGCUGCAUGGGUUGAAGUAAUGUAUCUGUCUCAGUGCAAAGGAGAAAUCCAAGAAGAAGCUUUAAAUAUGCUUCAUGCUUCCCUGGACCAUGCUUCCUUUGAUUGCGAUCAUCUGCCUGCCUUGUUUUUUCUUGCGGAAUCAGUUUUACACAGAUUUUGUUGUGAUGCAUUUGUGAAGGUAUUUUUAUAUUCAGUUGAAAUAAAACUGGCAAAGAUUGGCUAUUUGAUCUUCUUACGACUUUUUAUAUUUUUCCUGCAUGGUCACCUAGAAAGUUUUAAGCAACAUUUACUUAGGCUUCAACCAUAUUUAUACGCACUUUCUUUCUCUGAAGAACCAUAUCACAAGUAUCCAAGCAUCUAUUCAAAUGUGCAAUUCAUCCUGAAAACAUCAGAAAUUAUAUGUAAAAGAGAACUUUCUGAAUCAAUCUUUAUCCAUGAGGAAAAUGAGGAAGAAUACAAGAACAUAGAUUCAGAUGUGGAACAUUUGCCAUUUAAUCCAGGAGGAUAUGAAGUUAGCCACCUGCUCUGGCAUUGUGUGGCUGUUUGGUCUUGUGUUCAGAAUAAUAGUCCUCAGCUGAAUAAUGUGCUUGAGCAUCUCAUCUUCCAUAAAAAGCAGCUUCAAAAGAAAUGCUGGUUGGACUCAGCACUGGCUUUGUUUGUCCUUGGGGAGGCUGCCAAAUUAAACAUGGCCUGCUUGAGAGCUUUAAUGGAAAUAGUGAAAGAUUUUCUUUCAAGCAUUAUGUCUCUUCAUAGUCAGAAAGAAAACUGCAAGGUUGAUGACCUUUCGUGGACUUGGAUUAUCAUCUAUACAUAUACAACAAUUGUUGCAGAAAUCUGCUUGUAUGCAGCAACUUCUGAUUUGCGAAAAACUGCUCUUGUUGGUUUCUGUGACUGUAAUAGUUCACGAAAGAAUACUGUAUUCAUGGAAAAAUCAGAAAAAGAGCCAGAAUUACAGGAAACAAAUAUUUUAAGUCUUUUUGAAUACUUUUCUUCAAAAAUAUCAGAUGAUUGUCACCAAGUGAUCUUUGUUGGUUACUAUGGCUUAGUGUAUAACAUGGUAAAAAUGUUGUGGGAACUUCGGGAUGAUGAGGAACAAGAUGGAUUUAGAAACACGAUAUGGAAAACAUUACAAAUAACAAAGGAUUAUGAGAAAGAUGAACGAAUCCAAAAUGCAAUCAACAUAGCCCAGGCUGAAUUAAAUAAUCCAGUCAAUCCCUUCACUAGAUAUAGUACAAAAAUUUCGUUGAAUGUAGAGGAAGAAGUUUUCUCCAAAUAUAUUGGAUGGAGAAUUGCCAACACACUUUCCAAACUGUUAUUUCCCUCUCUGGAUGCCCAUGUUCUCCCUUCAGAGAAACGAGUGGUCAAACAGGAUAAAAAGAAAUACUUUUGUAAAAAACAGGAGUCCAUGAAGAAAAGAUUCCUACGUUUUACUGUAAGGGAACGUCCUUCAGAACUUCCCAUGUUUCCAUAUCCAGAUUUCUUCACCAAGGCGGAUAAGAACUUGGCAAAAAUCGUUGACUAUCAUUGGCGGAUAGAACUGAAUUUGCGAAGGAAAGAAGAGGCGAUGAAUGAGGCCAAAAAACGGAAAGAUAAAGACUUAGAAGAGAAAAAGCACUUUGAAGAAAUUAUGAAGAGAAGAGAAGAGAAACUGCAUAAGCAAACCAAACCUUAUGAGCUUCCUCAGAUGACUGAAGCAAUUUCUUUAGAAAAGAAAAUGUCUCACAAAAAAAUGGAGAUCACAUUGCCAGAAAUUAAUAACAGACCAAGAGAGCUUCAUAUUAGGAAUAUUUGUUGUAAUUAAUCUGAGGUCAUUGGGUGGAAAGGAGCUGUCAUCCUAGUGCAAGCUGUUUAAUAGUCAUAUUUUAGUCCUACAUUGGUAGUCAACUUUUAGUCAGUUGAAUGAAGUGAUUUCACCAGUUAAAAAUUUCCAAUUAUAUAACUAUUGCUUUUCUCAGUUGAUGCUUGUCUUGUGAUUGUAUAGCAUUCUUGAUCAGUCAUUCCCAGAAUGUUGAGUUUCAUUGGACUUUAAGACGGAAAUGAAUUCCAAAUUAAUGGAUCACUGAAUAAGAGUUAUUUCUUGAAAAUAGAGUGAGCAUUUGAUUAUACUCCUAUAGUCACUAUUAUUCAAAUAAAUGAAGUUGUGGCAUCUAUUUGCAUUUGCAUUUUAUUGUUGACAUGUAAGUAAACACUAUGACAGAGACUUGAAUUUGCUAAAUUACUAUACGUAGGCAAAUCUGGAAGGGCCAGUCACCUUUGAUGCACUUGAUCUUUAAUGGAUGCCAGCAGAAAUCUAUGAGUGACAGUGGUUUUACUUUGUCAGAUGAGUUUAUGGCAAUGGAUUAAGAUGAUCCUGCCAAGUGCAGUAUAAACUACUGGAGACAUUCAUCCCGUUAGUAGUCAUUUUUUAGAGUAUGUAACUUCAUCUGAAGCUUUCAAUCUAUGAGUAAUAACAAUGAAAAAAAGGGAUCCUGUGAUGCCUUGUAUUCCUUUUCUGAAAAACAUAGAUAAUAUAUUUUUCAA
Molecule: messenger RNA, 2910 nt
Organism: Ictidomys tridecemlineatus (thirteen-lined ground squirrel)
Lineage: Eukaryota; Metazoa; Chordata; Mammalia; Rodentia; Sciuridae
Source: RefSeq, a predicted model, not a curated record